Sceloporus undulatus (fence lizard) is the source of this 3069-nucleotide messenger RNA. RefSeq names its product vasodilator stimulated phosphoprotein (gene VASP). Gene Ontology annotation, molecular function: profilin binding; SH3 domain binding. The transcript is spliced from 14 exons. Bases 441 to 1712 code for a protein of 423 amino acids. The record is from RefSeq and is a predicted model, not a curated record. NCBI's taxonomy places the organism in Eukaryota, Metazoa, Chordata, Lepidosauria, Squamata, Phrynosomatidae. Gene Ontology annotation, biological process: actin cytoskeleton organization; positive regulation of actin filament polymerization; neural tube closure.
GGGGAGGGGGAGAAAGAGAGAGAGAGAAAGAAAGAGAGAGAGAGAGGAAUUUUGGAAUUGGAAAUGUAGCAAAGGCAACAAGGAAAAGGAAGGCAGGCUGCAACAUUGUGGCCCAGAGCCUCCGGCCUGAACUCAAGCACUCUCUCUCUCUCUCUGUGUUGCAAGGGAGGGAUUGCAAAGACCAUGAGCCCCAGGUAAAAGGCAGCCCAUGGCACUCCCACCGGGGUUGCUGGUGGUGGCUGCUGGGUGUGACAGUGCUGCCGACCCAGGCCUCUCUGCCGCCUGAGGCUGGCAGUGGAAGCGCCAGGCAGCAGGAGUCCCACCCACCUCCCCACCCAGCCACCAGGUCUCCGGGAAAGAAGGAGGAGGAGGAGGAGGAAGGAGCCAGAGCAGGAGAAGCAACAAAGCCUGCUGCUGCUGCUGCUGCUGCUGCAGCAGCCAUGAGAAUCACACUUGGAAAGCCCAAAGCACCUGUUCCAGAUCCACCUAAGAAAACUGAUGUGAAGCAGCCGGAGAAAUCCAGUGAGUCGGUUCUGUGCACCACUCGGGCAACCGUGAUGCUCUAUGAUGAUGCCAACAAGAAAUGGGUACCAGCGGGGAGCGGACCCCAGGUCUUCAGCCGCAUCCAGAUCUACCACAGCCCUGCCAACAACACUUUCCGGGUGGUGGGACGCAAGAUGCAGCCGGACCAGCAGGUGGUCAUCAACAGUCCAAUAGUGAAAGGGUUGAAGUACAACCAAGCCACUCCCAACUUCCACCAGUGGCGCGAUGCCCGCCAGGUCUGGGGGCUCAACUUUGGCACCAAAGAAGAUGCCGGCCAGUUUGCCAGUGGAAUGAUGCAUGCCCUGGAAAUGCUGGAUUCAGGGAACUCGGCGCCAGCGCGGCCUGUCCAGAAUGGCCCCUCUGCGGAUGAAAUGGAGCAACAGAAAAGGCAGCAGUUAGAGAGAGAACAGCAUGAGCAAGCGGAGAAGGAGCGGAGGGUCACAAUCGCAGCAUCUCCAGCCACUCCUUCGGGUCCUCCCCCACCCCCAGGACCACCGCCGGCCCCACCAUGCCCGCCUCCUGGACCUCCGGGGCCACCCCCAGGCAUGCCAAUGGGACCCCCAGGGCCGCCUCCACCUCCGGGUCCUCCUCCACCCCCCGGACCCCCGCCAGGCUUUGCACCCUCGGGAGGGGGGCCACCCCCAGCGCCACCCCUCCCUCCUCCCCAGGGAGCCCCCGGAGGCGCCGGACCCCCAACUGGUUUGGCCGCAGCCCUUGCAGGAGCGAAACUCAAGAAGACUGGCAAGGAGGAGGGACCAAAGGCAGCAUCCGCAGCUGCCACUGCAUCCAGUGCACCUGGCGGAGGAGGAGGGCUGAUGGAGGAAAUGAGUGCCAUGUUGGCACGACGGAGGAAAGUUGCAGAGCAGAGUGAGAAGACCAUUCCAAAGAAAGAGGAGGGCCUGACGCAGCAAGACGAUGGAGAAGGUGCUGGUGCCAAGACCACAGAUGGUUUCCGGAGGCCUUGGGAGAAGACCAGCACAACGCUACCCAGAAUGAAAUCUGCUGGAGCGAUCACUGGUUCAGAACCUGCCGGAGGCGGAGGGGAUGAAUCAGAGUUGGAACGGGUCAAACAGGAGCUUCUGCAAGAGGUCCGGCGUGAACUACAGAAGGUGAAAGAGGAGAUCAUACAGGCAUUUGUCACGGAGCUUCGGAAACGGGGGUCCCCGUAACCUCGCCUCCUCGGAGUCCGCCAUUUUCCCAAGCGCGCAGCAAAAGGAAAAAAGAAUAAAAAAAUAGAGAAACCAUAUGAAGCGAGAGGAAAAAACUCCUCCGACCCCAAUCCCUUUCCCUCCCCGAUGCACCAAAAGAGCUCCGCCACCCCACACUCUUCUCAGCUCCCAGGACUCAAACCCCUGUCCCUCGCUGUGCAAUUUUAGGGUGGGGGGAAAGGGACAAUCCACAGCAACUCCCCCCAAUCCCAGGAAGGGCAGGUCCCCCACCUGUGCCUUACCCAAUAGCAAUAGCAGCACCCCACCGUCUUUCCCUCCCCCCCCCCCCGUUUUCCAAAAAAAAAAGAGAGGCUGUUUCCCAUAGGAAGGGGACAUUUCCCUGGAGGAAUUGGUCCUCUUUCCACAAUCCUUUCCCCCCCGACGAAUAAUACACUGUGCCAUUCCCAGGGAGGGCUAAUCCCUGCGCUCCAUCCCUUCGUUGCCCUCUUUCUCUCCUUUGCAAGAUAUCUGUGGUUUUGUAAAAAUAAUUUGGGGUGACGGGGGGGGGGGGGGGGGAGAGAGAGUUUUAGCCUAGGCUGUCCGGCCAGAGCAAGCGGACCUUCCAAGGAAGGAACCAAAAAAGGGGGGGGAUCUUAUUUUUGGAGGCAAUGGCAACUUCCGCCUGUUUAAAAUCAGAGCGGAGAAGAUCCCUGGAGGUAAAGGUUGGCAACCCAGCUGACCAUGUCCCUGUUUUGGGGCAUGUCAGGGCAUAUCUUACCCCUUUUUUAAUAUAGAGAAAGGGCACCAAACCAUCUCCUUUUUGCAGUGGAGGCUGCAAGGAGGAAAGAGACCAAAAGGAGGCAUCCUCUGGCCGUCAAAGCAAGAAAAGCUGCCCAGAUCUGGGCCCAUGACCUGCCAGUCACCAUCUUCCCGGAAGACCAUGGCUACUCCGACGCAUGCCCCUAUGCUUCUCAAGCAUGCGACCCACCUGCCAAAUAAAGGAACUCUUCCCUAUAAAGGGAUGUGUGUCUUUCGCGGGGUCUCCAUCGGAUCCCCUCCCCACACUUCCAGGACCUUCCUCCUCCCCCCCCAACCGCCAACACUGCUGUUUUAUCUUGGUUUUGUAAUUUUUUAAGAAUAAUUUUAAAUACAGAGAUGGGGGUUAGAAUAUUUUAUCCCUUCCCAUCUCUCUGGGUAAUUUUUUAAAGCAACAUUUCUGCCCCUCUUCCUCCUUUGCAGCCGUGGGGCAGCCGUGGGGAGAGAACCAGGGCUCUUGGCUUUUCUACUGAGCUGUAAUUUUUGUUUUAAACUUUAUUUUAGGGUUUAUUUUGUUGUUGUUGAGCUGGAUGGGCUAUUAUAUUUUGAUUUUUUAAAAGAA